Molecule: messenger RNA, 12757 nt
Organism: Centruroides sculpturatus (bark scorpion)
Lineage: Eukaryota; Metazoa; Arthropoda; Arachnida; Scorpiones; Buthidae
Product: reelin-like
Exons: 70
Coding region: 1672-12729 (3685 amino acids)
Biological process (GO): central nervous system development; neuron migration
Molecular function (GO): lipoprotein particle receptor binding
Source: RefSeq, a predicted model, not a curated record
UUAUUUAACUAGUCUCCAGAUGGUGCCAGAAUAUAAUUGUCUUACAAAUAGCCUCUAAUACAAGUUACAUAAACACAGAUUAUGAUAUUCAUAGUAAUAUUGUCAAAUCACAAUCUGCUAUUUUACUAAGUUUUGCUGAUAUCUCUUUUUAGUAAAUAUGACAAUCUGUAGUUAAAAUGGACAUUGGAAAAACCUUAUACAGCACUUCUGUAAAAACUCCAACUUAGCUGUAGCUUUACACACUUUUAAAAACAAUUUUAUGUAUUGCUUGGCCAGUGUUACCAUAGAUAAUAAAUAGAUAAUAAUUAUUUGUUCUCAUCCAAUUUGGUAGCCAAAUUGGAUGAGAACAAAUUAUAGACUAUUGCUAUUCAGCAGUAUUGGGUACAGCUCCCUGUUGGAUAUAGUGCUUUGAUUGUUGAACUGAAUACCUCUAUCUACUGGAUCUGCCUUUUCCAUGAUCCAAAAGAGAUUAAUAUAAAGGAGAGUCAUUUAUGGUUCUUGAAUCUGCAGUCAUCUUUUAAUGCUUGAAGAUAAUUCAAAGCACUAAUUCUUUUAGAUGGAAAAAUGUAUUAUUUUCUUAAAAUCUACUUAGACUGAGCAUCCUUGCAGUAUAGUGUAAUAGAGCAAGAAAAGACAACACACACAUUCAAGUCUCAUAACAAAAUAUCAGUCUUUAUUUCCAAAACCUAGUUGAGCUAGUACAGGAUUAUAUAAUAUACAGGAUUGCAUAUAAUUAUAUCAGUUUUAUACAGAGAUCAAAUAUUAAAUAUAGGCUAGUUUUAUAGCCCAGUAUUAAGUUUCACAAAAAAUUGGUUCCAACUACUCUAAACCCUAUACCAAUAUCAACACUCAACAUUGGCUCUUCUGUACAAGUUCUUGAAGCUCUAAGAGCAUUCUGCAAAUGACCUUGAUUUGAUCCAAUCAUAUCAUUCUUUGUUUUUAUUUUUGUCCAUAUCCAGUAGUCUUGUUAAAUAUAAUUCAUUUUUCUAAUCCUAAAUGUCCAAGCUAUGUUUUUAUGUUACUUUAUAAUCCUUUUUUCUAAGUCAUUAUCAGAAUGCAUAACAUAUCUAAAAUAUAAGAAUUGUUGCCUACAGAUUAGCAUCAGGAAUAAAUGGGCUUGAUUUGUUCAAUCACUGAAAGGUUCCAACUGUCUCAUUUGGAGCUUGAAUUGAUCCGGUUAGAAGUAGUGGCAUGUACUGUACCUGUAAUCCAGCUAUUAGGAAGCUGAAACCAGAGAACAGCUUGAGAAGGGGAGAACACCUGUGCUGUGUUGAUUGGGAUGUCUGAACUAAGGACAAUGUCGAUAUGGUGGUCAAAAGAGAAACUCGGAUCAAAGGAGGUUGCCUAAGAGGAGCAAAUUGGCACAAGGUGGAAACACAGCAGAUUGUCUGUCUGAAAAUAAAUGAAUUCUCCAAAAGUGGACUAAAAGGGGGUACUAAGAAACAUGUUUUAACAGUAAGAAAAACUUCAUAAAGCAGAAAAUGUAUUUUUAUAUAAAGGGGUGUGUUAAAAUAAUUUCUUAUCAAUUUCCUUUUGGGAGGAGCCAGAUAUAACAUUGUAGAAGAUUGUUGGCAUUCAAUAAAUUAAUUUUAAGUAUGGAAUUGAAAACAUGCUACUUUUGAAUUUUUUGUCAUUUUAUUAAAAAUUUAAUUUGGCAGCAUUUAUAAUUGAAUGAAAAUGAACUGGUUUAUUAAUUUUAUUAUAAAAAUGUCUAUUUAUAAAUAUGUGUUCAUUAAUCUGAUUUGGCUAGUUCAUGGCAUAUCUCAUACAAAUCAAAAGAAUCAUGCUGUAGUAGCACCAUUUUUCUUUUUAUGUCAAUAUCAUAGCCAAACUAAUCAACCAGGAUUUAUGGAGGAAGAAGUUAUGUUGUCAGUACAUAUAAAAGGAAAUCCAGAAUUUUAUAAUCCUGGCCAAAUAUAUGAAGUGAUAGUUUCAUCUAGUUCAGCAUUUGAUGGAUUUAUGAUGACAGGGAUUUAUACACUUCCUGAUAGUACAGCUAAAUCUCUUUCCUUGGGUAGUAAAAAUCCCAUUCUCUCAAGUCAGUAUGCACAAGGACAUAAUAUGAUGUGUACUAUUGUUCAUUCUAAUUUGUUGCAUCAUCCUUCUAAGGCACUUUCAUUUUUCUGGAUGGCUCCUGUAACUGGUACUGGAUGUGUGGAUUUUUUAGCAACAGCAACAUUAGGUGAAGAAGUAUUAUUUAAAGACAUGCUUGCCUUACAGAUAUGUGAACAUGGCACUGAAAAAAAGGAAGAUAUACAACCAGAUAUGAAAGAAAUUCAUUCUGCUGCUCUUGUUUUAAGAGAAGAUUUUGAAUCUAGUGAUGUUUUUGAUCAGGCACUCUGGUCCAAAGUAUCAAGAGGAAAAUUGGAUAAUCAAUGUGGAAAUAUUUUACAUGGUAAAGCUGCUAGUUUUUGUGAAGAUUCUGGAUCUCGAUCAUUGGUUACAGUUCCCCUAAAUACAACAUUGGCAACAACUUUACAGUUUGCAAUUGGUAUUGGAAAUUGUUCAUCAUCAGCAAAUGAUCCAAAAAUAGAUAUAGCUUAUGGAGUCAAUAAAUGUAAUAAAUGGCAUAUUUUAGAUUCUGUACAAACUGAUACUUCAGCAGAAACUACUGUUCACAUUAUUUGUUUGCCUCCUGAAGCACGAUCAACAGAUAUAUGUUUUCGUUGGCAUCAACAAACUCCAAAAGUUGGAAGUAAUUUUCAAGGAUGUUGGGGUGUUGAUAAUAUAGUUAUCAACAGUGCAGCAGACUAUCCUAAAGUUUUACAGGAUGAUUUUGAUCCUAUUGAUCCUGGAAAUUGGUUAUUUUUUCCUGGAGGAAAAAUAAAAAAAAAAUGUCAAGCUGAUGGAAAUGCUUUAAUUUUUAAUGGGAAACAAUAUAAGAAACGUUAUAUUACUAGUAGGGAUUUGAAUCUAGCAAUUUAUCCAAUUAAAGAAGAUAUUUUGUUUUCAGAAGAAUUUGAUAAAACUCUAGGAAAAUUAUGGUUGGUUAAAGGUGGUGCAAUUGGACAGCAGUGUGGUAUUGUUCACAUAAAAAAAGCAUUAGUUAUGUCUGGAGAAGGGGUUCGAGAAGUUUGUACUCCAUAUCUUGAUAGUUCAAAUGUUGGCAGCCUUCAAUUUUACUUCAUCUACGGUGGAGAUAAUUGCAUCAUUGAUAAAAAAGGUAUCUCACAUAAUUCUCCAAUUAUGGUGUAUGCUGAAAUAAGUUCAGGUGAACAUGUUUUGUUAACAAAUGCCCUGCAUACAUCUGGAAUGCCUCCAUACCAUGUGAUGCUUCCUGUUCUUGAAGAAGCACAAACAACAAAGACAAGAUUCUGCUGGAAGCAAACAGAUUCUGCUCGGAAAAAUAAAAAUGUUUGGGCUAUUGAUUCAGUUACUUUACUACCAUGGUUACCGUCAUUAAUUACGCAUGUUGUACAAUUUAAAUUAAAUUUAAAUUGUGGAGAAAAUUCAUCAGAAAACAGUGUUGCUAUUGAGUUUUCAUCUGACCAUGGCCAUAAUUGGUAUUCUCUUCAUGAGUUGUGUUUACCUCCUAGUUGUAAUGGAAGUCAUUCUGCAUUGAAAUCACAAUUUUUUUCUUCUGAAUAUCAAGGUGUUGCUAUUGAGUUUUCAUCUGACCAUGGCCAUAAUUGGUAUUCUCUUCAUGAGUUGUGUUUACCUCCUAGUUGUAAUGGAAGUCAUUCUGCAUUGAAAUCACAAUUUUUUUCUUCUGAAUAUCAAGGAAUAAAAUGGUUUAUAGCUACAGAUCCUCCAUACCAUGUGAUGCUUCCUGUUCUUGAAGAAGCACAAACAACAAAGACAAGAUUCUGCUGGAAGCAAACAGAUUCUGCUCGGAAAAAUAAAAAUGUUUGGGCUAUUGAUUCAGUUACUUUACUACCAUGGUUACCGUCAUUAAUUACGCAUGUUGUACAAUUUAAAUUAAAUUUAAAUUGUGGAGAAAAUUCAUCAGAAAACAGUGUUGCUAUUGAGUUUUCAUCUGACCAUGGCCAUAAUUGGUAUUCUCUUCAUGAGUUGUGUUUACCUCCUAGUUGUAAUGGAAGUCAUUCUGCAUUGAAAUCACAAUUUUUUUCUUCUGAAUAUCAAGGAUGUGACAUGGGUUAUUCUGGAGAUUCUUGUCAAGAUGCUGCUCUAGCAUCACCUUCUGCCUUAUCAGAAAUGUUUCCAUCUUCAACUUUAAAAUCAUCUAAUAUAAGAGAGUUAGCUGGGGCUGAAAUAGGUUAUCAAUGUGGAAUUUUAAGAAGUGGAAAAGCAGUAGUAUUUAAGAAAGCAGGUCAACGACUGUUAUUGACUAGAGAUAUUAACACAACACAGAGUAGGUUUUUGCAAUUUACCAUUCGUGUAGGAAGCCCAUCAUUCAGCAGUGUUUGUUCUACUCCAAAUAAUCCCGCAGAAGCAAUUUAUAUUCAUUCUUCCUGUAAUGGAAAACUCACAUGGGAUCUAAUAGAAGUAUUAGAUUUUGCUAAAUUUCAGGAGCCAAGGCAUUUAUCAUUUCCUUUGCCUGAAUUUGCUCGAAAAAAUUCUUGUUAUUUUCUUUUUUGGCAACCUUAUCAUUCUGGAGAUGGAAACGAUGUGUGGGCAAUAGAUGAUAUUGUUAUUUCCAAUUCUUUGGAUAAUGUUAUAAGUUUGAAUUUUAGUGAUUCAAAAGCAAUAAAUGAAUCAAUUAGAUACAAUUUUGGAGCUGUGAAACAUCAUUGCAAAUCUGAUGGAAAAUCUUUAAGAUGCCAAACUGAUAAGGUUCAUUUAGAAUAUUCAACUAAUCAUGGAAUGAAUUGGCAAUUAGUUCAUAAACCUUGUCUUCCAUCUAUUGGUGGUUGUAAUGGUGUUUUUACAAAAGGAACUGUUUAUGAUCCAUCUGAGCAUAGAAAAUGGAAAAGAGUUACAAUAAAUCUUCCAUCUACCACAUGGUCAAGUUCUACCAGAUUUCGGUUUUUUCAAACAAAUUUUGAAGAAGGUGAUACUUGGGCAAUAGAUAAUUUAUAUAUUGGAUUGCAGUGUCCUGAUUUAUGCAGUGGUCAUGGCAGAUGUAUAGAAGGAACAUGUCUAUGUGAUCAGGGAUUUUAUGGAAAGAGUUGUCUACCAAAAGACAAAUUAAAAACUGUCAUUAAAAAAAAUUUUGAAAGCUCUCAAGAAGUUGAUCAAGAAGGAUUUGAGAUUAAUGGUGGAGCUGUUGUCAGUGCUGAAGAGGGAUGUGGCAUCAUCACAUCUGGAGGAACAGUUUACUUUUAUCAAGAUGGUAUUCGUCAAUUAAUAACAUCUGAUCUGGAUACUGAGUCUAUUGAUUUUGUUCAGUUCUUUAUAAGAAUUGGAGGAGGUGAUCCUUUAACAUGUAAUAAUGCUUCAGAAAGAAAUGAAAGUGUUCUCUUUCAAUAUUCAAAUGAUGCUGGUAUAUCUUGGUCUUUAUUAAGAGAACUAUAUUCAAAAAAUUAUCGUCAACCAAGAAUGGAGCAUAUUUCACUUCCAUUUACUGCAAGAACAAAAAGCACUAGAUUACGCUGGUGGCAACCUCAGCACUCAGGUGAAGGAAAAGAUCAGUGGGCAUUAGAUGAUUUGUACCUUGACACAAAUGAAAAUCAAGCUAUUCAAAAAUCUGGAAAAAGUGAUGUAUUAACUGAUGAGUCAAUGUGGUCAGCUAUGACACAAACUUCAAAUCAACUUUGGUGUGGAUCAAAAAAUAAAACACUUUUAUUUAGUGGUGAUGAAAGAACCAAAUUUGCAGUUAGCAGACCAUUAGAUUUAUAUGAAGGUCAAGUUAUAAUGUUUCAGAUUAGUGUAGGCUGUACAGAGAAAUUCAGUUGGAACAGUGCUGUUGCAUUUGAAUAUUCAUUAGAUGCAGGUGCAACUUGGCAAUUAGCAGUUCAUCAUUGUUAUCCUGAUUCAGGAUGCACAGAAGAUGCUCAUGAAGCUACUAUUUAUUAUUCAGGAUUAUAUAGUAAUUGGACUCGGGUUUUAAUACCUGUUAAACGAGAUUUUGCACAAAGUCAGGUUCUUAUUCGCUGGAUUCAAGAUGCAUCUGAAUUUCUCAAUUGGCCACCAGCACCAAAAUUUGCAUUGAAAAAUGUUUAUAUUGGCUCUCCAUGUCCACAUCAUUGUUUAGGUCAUGGAGAUUGUACAUCAACUGGUUGUGUUUGUGACAGUGGCUAUGAAGGUCCAGCAUGUUCACCAAUUCAUUCUAAUCCUUUUGGAUUUAUGGAUAGAUUUGAUCAAGGAAAUAGUUUGAAUCAUUUUUGGAUUAAAUCACUAGGAAGUUCUUUAAAUACUGGAUGUGGAACAUUAUCACUUGGAAAAUCUCUAUAUUUUGGAAGUGAUGGAUAUCGUCUGGCUGAAACAAGAGAUUUUGAUACAAGACAAAUUAGGAGUUUACAAUUUGUUAUAAGACUUGGUGACAAGAAGAAUUCUCCUACUUGCCAUAGACCACAACGAAGAAAUGAAAAUGUUUUUGUAGAAUAUUCAAAUAAUCAUGGAUUAACAUGGCAUUUAAUAAGAGAAAUUGAUUACAAAUUAUUUAGCACUAGAGCUGUAUCUGUUUCAUUAGAUCUUUCUAGAGAAGCAAGGACAAAAAGCACUUCUUUCAGAUGGUGGCAACCUUUAGGAAAAAGUGCUAGAGAUCCUCUAAGAGCUGAAUGGGCUUUAGAUAAUAUACUUAUAUUAAUAAGUGAUACUAAUCCAGAUGGAUUUCAAGACAAUUUUUCACCUAUACAAAUUGAAAGCUGGUUUUUGACACAAAAUGGUUAUCCCAGGCAAGGCUGUUUAUCUAAAGAUAAUGCAUUAAUAUUUUCUUCUGAAAAUGUUGCCACAGAACGUUAUGCUGAAACAUGGGAUUUCUAUCUUCAAUCUUCUGCAUUUUUGCAAUUUGACAUAAGUAUGGGAUGUAGCCAUCUUACAGAUCUCUAUUCAGUACAGUUAGAGUAUUCUAUUGAUAGAGGGCGUUCUUGGAGUCCUGUUAAUCAGGAAUGCAUUCCACCAGAAGUUGGAUGUCGUGGUUAUCAACUUGGUUCAACUUUGUUAUCUGAGAAGCAUGUUAACUGGACAAGAGUUACAAUUUAUCUACCUGACCGGGCAAUAUCACCUGCAACAAGAUUUAGAUGGAAAGAAAAUCCAAUGAAAUCUAUAGGACACACUUGGGCUCUUGAUAAUGUGUAUCUUGGUAAUGGAUGUCCAUGGAUGUGUUCUGGUCAUGGAUAUUGUGAUAUUGGAAAAUGCAUAUGUGAUUUUGGAUUUAUUGAGCCUUACUGUGUACCAAAAAUACCAUUACCUUGCGAGAUGAGAGAUACUUUUGACAGUUCAUCUGUUAAUGCAACAAAAUGGAUGGAAGUAUAUGGAGCUGAAGUUAGUAGUAGGUGUGGAGUAUUAGUUAGUGGAACAGCUUUGACAUUUUGGAAGGAAGGAUUAAGAAUGGCUGUUACACAGGAUCUUGAUUUAUCUGCUGCUCAAUACAUACAGUUUGUUUUCCGAUAUGGUUGUAGAGGUUCAAUUACUUCAAAUGUUACGAGAGCAAAUGGUGUUCUUUUACAAUACUCAAAUAAUGGUGGAAUAACAUGGCAUUUAUUAAAGGUGAAUAUGUAUAUAUAUAUUUUUUUUAAGUAUUUAUAUAUUAAAUUUAUUCGUUUUGGAUCAUUAGAAUGGGCAAUUGAUGAUUUUAUAAUUGGAGGUAUGAUUGUUAAUCCAAAUAUUUUAUAUGAUCCAGUAGAAACACUUUUGCAAACUGAUUCUUGGCUAUUUUGGCCUGGAAGUAGAGUUGGAUCUUAUUGUAGCAGUGAUAAAAAACGGCAAUCAUUAAUUUUUGAUUCAAAUGAAGGAGAAAGAGCAAUAUAUACACGAGAUAUGGUUAUUUCAGAAGAUACUGUUAUCCAGUUUGAAAUAAAAGUUGGAUGUGGAACAGUAACAUUACCAGAAGACCCUGUUCGUCUCGAAUAUUCAGUAGAUCAAGGAAGAUCAUGGAAUCUUGUUAAGGCAUCCUGGGUUCCUUAUAGUCUUAGUCCUAACUGCUUACAUCAAGUUGAAACACCAACUAUAUUUUAUGGUAAUGCUCAUUUAAAUUGGCAGAGGAUUAUAGUUCCAUUAAAAACUUUACAAAUCUGUGGAAAUGUGAGAUUUCGGUGGUACCAAGGAUAUUAUAGUCUUAGAGAUUCACCACCAGAAUGGGCUCUUGAUGAAAUUUACAUUGGUCCAAGUUGUCCUUUACAUUGUUCAGGUCAUGGUUCCUGUUUAAAUGGUAUUAUGUGUCUUUGUGAUAAUGGAUAUGAAAGCGAAUUCUGUCAUACUACAAUUUCAAAUCCAAGUUUUCUAAAAGAGAGUUUUGAAGGUACUGAAAUUGAUGAUACCAUAUGGAAACGAUGGAGUGGAGCAGAAAUUUCUCAUGGAUGUGGAGUUUUAAUAACAGGUGCCAGUCUUCAUUUUCGUUAUCAUGGUGAAAGGAUGUUGAUAACUCAUGAUCUUGAUCUUACUCAAAUCAGUGCUGUGCAGUUUUAUUUGAGACUUGGUUGUGAUUCUCGUCCAUCUUCUCCAGAAGAACAACCAGUAUUAUUUCAAUACAGCAAUAAUGGUGGAGUAACAUGGGACUUAUUAGAAGAAUUUGGAUUUGGUGAAGAAACUCAUAGUCCUUUUCCAGCAUACAUUGCAAUAGAGCUUCCUCAAAGAGCAAGAACUAAUUCAACUCAACUUCGAUGGUGGCAACCAUCAUCAAGUGGUAUCUUUCAGGAAGAAUGGGCUAUUGAUCAUAUUUUUAUUGGUGGUGACAUUAAUGGUUUGUUAGCAUUAAAUGAUGAUUUUACAACAUCUCAUGAAGCCAAUUGGGUACUUACACCAGGUUCAGUUAUGGAGCCAGUUUGUGGUGGAAGACAUAAUUUUCUUCAUUUUCGAGAUUCUGAUGAUACAAGAUAUGCUGUUACAACAGAUGUAAUUGUAUCUGAAACAACAUACAUUCAAUUUCAGAUUGCAAUGGGUUGUAAAGAAUCACCACUUUGUUAUGAAAUUUCACUUGAAUAUAGUACUGAUAUGGGGAAGACAUGGUCUUUGGCACGAAAACAUUGUCUUCCUUCUGACGUUGAUUGCAUGGAAUAUUUUGAACCAAGUAUUUAUUUUUCUGAUGUGUGUACUACAAUUACUCGAAUUACUCUUCCUUUACCAUCAUAUACAAGAACACACAAUACUCGAUUUCGUUGGAUUCAGCAUCAAGGUUUCAAAAGUUCUCAAACAUGGGCUGUUGGACAUGUUUAUAUAGGUGAUGAAUGUUCUUACAUGUGUUCAGGACAUGGAAGAUGUAGCAUGGGUGGUUGUUCGCAUUUGUAUCUUUCACUUAUGAAUUUAGAAGGAUUCUUCUCAGUUUUUUUUUUCCAUUUAUCUUAUAAUUACGAGGCCUGUCCGGAAAUUGAAAUUCAUCGUCAACUUGUAGAGAUUUAUGGUGAAAAUGUAAUGAGUGAUGGAAUGGUUAGAAAGUGGGUUCAACAAUUCAAUGCUGAAUGCACUGAUGUUCUUCACGAAGCAUGGAGUGGCUGGCCUUCUGUUGUCAAUGAUGGUUUGGUUGCAAAAGUGAAUGAAAAAAUUCCUGAAAACAGACGGUUCACAAUAAGAUUGAAUGUUAAGCCAGUUGAAAUUCAUCGUCAUCUUGUAGAGAUUUAUGGUGAAAAUAUAAUGAGUGAUGGAAUGGUGAGAAAGUGGGUUCGACGAUUCAAUGCUGGAUGCACCAAUGUUCAUGACGAAGCAUGGAGUGGCCGGCCUUCUGUUGUCAAUGAUGAAAUUUCACUUGAAUAUAGUACUGAUAUGGGGAAGACAUGGUCUUUGGCACGAAAACAUUGUCUUCCUUCUGACGUUGAUUGCAUGGAAUAUUUUGAACCAAGUAUUUAUUUUUCUGAUGUGUGUACUACAAUUACUCGAAUUACUCUUCCUUUACCAUCAUAUACAAGAACACACAAUACUCGAUUUCGUUGGAUUCAGCAUCAAGGUUUCAAAAGUUCUCAAACAUGGGCUGUUGGACAUGUUUAUAUAGGUGAUGAAUGUUCUUACAUGUGUUCAGGACAUGGAAGAUGUAGCAUGGGUGGUUGUUCGCAUUUGUAUCUUUCACUUAUGAAUUUAGAAGGAUUCUUCUCAGUUUUUUUUUUCCAUUUAUCUUAUAAUUACGAGGCCUGUCCGGAAAUUGAAAUUCAUCGUCAUCUUGUAGAGAUUUAUGGUGAAAAUAUAAUGAGUGAUGGAAUGGUGAGAAAGUGGGUUCGACGAUUCAAUGCUGGAUGCACCAAUGUUCAUGACGAAGCAUGGAGUGGCCGGCCUUCUGUUGUCAAUGAUGGUUUGGUUGCAAAACCUUGUACUAGACAGAUAAUUACCAAAGAUUUAGAUUUACGAAAUGCGACACUUGUUCAAUUCUAUUUUCGAUUUGGUUGUAUUACAUCACCAACAUCUCGUGAUCAAGGUGUUUUUCUUCAGUUUUCAACAAAUGGUGGUAUUACUUGGAAUACUGCUAAGGAAAUGAGAUUUGAUCAACAUGCAAAAUCUAGUUAUAUUGCUGUGCCUUUAUCAACUGAAUUUAAUCAAAAUGGUGUACGAGUUCGUUGGUGGCAACCUGAACACAAUGGACGAGCUCACAGUGAUUGGGCAAUUGAUAAUGUUUUUAUUGGAGGAUUAACAUCAGCACCUAUUAAUUUAAGUGAUUUAUGGGAAGGAAACUUUUUAUCACACAGAAAAUGGCUAGUUUAUAAUAAUAUAGUUUCGGGACAUUACUGUGGAAGUAUUAACUCAGUAGCCAUUGGAGAUGCAACAAAUAAUGAAAAUGCUACUUUAGAAACAAUUGAUCUUCAUAUAAAAGAAGACUAUAUUUUACAGUUUAUGAUAUCUUUAGGAUGCAAUGCUUCAUGGAAUGAUCCAAUAAUACCUGUCAAAUUAGAAUUUUCAAUUGAUUUUGGACAAACAUGGCAUUAUGUUACUCCUCAGUUUUUACCAUCUGAUCCUGGAUUUUCAGGAGUUGCACAGUUUCCAUCAAUAUAUCAAGCACCUAUGAAAUGGCAAAGAAUUACCAUUCCUUUAACUGGAUUAGCUAAAUCCAAAUGGACUCGUUUUCAUUGGAAUCAAGAAGCAACUCAAGAACUUUCAGUUUCACAUAAUUGGGGUAUAAAAGAUAUUUACAUUGGUCCAGCCUGUAAAUAUAAUUGUUUUGGACAUGGUUCCUGUUAUAAAUUCCAAUGUAAAUGUGAUAAAGGAUAUUCUGGAGAGUAUUGUAGAAAUGUAACAGCAAAUAUAGUAAGUUCUAACACUAUAAAAAAUAAAUAUUGUCAUUCUACUUAUGGUAAUUCAAUGGUAUGGCUAACUGAUACAGAGAAUGGAGAAAGAAGAAUUUCUUGGAAUUUAAUACAUGAAUUAGACUAUACAUUAUAUUCUACUCCCCGAAGCGAUUAUUUAUUAAUACCUACAAUAGCAAGAUCACCAGCUACCAGAAUUCGUUGGUGGCAAGCUACUAAUUUGGGAAUUAAUGAAAAUUAUAAAGAAUACCUUAUUCCUGCUUGGUCUCUUGACGAUAUACAUAUUGGUGGCUCACAAAUAAAUCCUCCAGAAUUAUAUGAAGACUUUGAAAAUGGCAUUGAUGAACAAAAUUGGUGGUUUCAUCCACAUGGGCAGAUAAAAAAUAAAUAUUGUCAUUCUACUUAUGGUAAUUCAAUGGUAUGGCUAACUGAUACAGAGAAUGGAGAAAGAAGUAUAACUACAAGAGAACUUAUUAUUGGCGAAAAUUAUAUGAUUCAGUUUAGGAUAAUUGUUGACUGUGAUCAAUUGCAUCAGUGUAUCACAAACCACAAUAUUAAAUUAGAAUAUAGUAAAAAUCCAGGAUCAAAUAUGUGGGAAGAAGUUCAAUAUGAUUGUUUGCCUAGUAAUUCAAUGGAUCAUCCUGACUGUUCACCUUACCAGUUACAUUUAUCUAGUCAAUAUUCUGCAAAUGGUUUUAAUACAUGGACAUUAAUUACAAUAAUGCUGCCUGAGAAAACAUAUUCCAGUUCUACACAAUUCAGAUGGAUACAAAAUUCAGAAAAUUCCACAAACAGACCUAUCUCUCUGCCAUCAUGGGGUUUAGAUGAUGUAUAUAUUGGUGAGAUGUGCCCAUCAAUGUGUUGGGGAAGAGGAAAAUGCAUUAAAGGAAUAUGUAACUGUGAUACUGGAUUCUCUGGUCCAGAUUGUUAUCCUUCAAGUAAUAUAAUCAAUGGUAUAUUACUGCUUACAUCUUUCACUGAUGGCUUUGAAGAAGGUAUAAAAUCAAGUAUAUGGUGUAAUAUAUCAGGUGGAAGACUGAGUGUGGAUUGUGGCAAUUUUGCACCAAAUGGACAUGGAAAACAUUUAUAUUUUAGUGAUUGUGGUUUACGUCAAGCUAUGACAUGUGAACUUGAUGGCACCAGCACUAGUAAAAUAAUGUUUGUUAUUCGAAUUGGAACACCUGAAGGUUCUGCAUCGUGUCAUAUCAAUUCACAAACUCAACGACUAAGUGAUAAAUCAGUUUUAUUUCAGUACACCGUGAAUAAUGGUAUAACAUGGGAAUUAAUUGCAAUCCAUUCACCUCAAGAUUUUUUGACGCCCAGAAGAGUUGUUUAUGAAAUACCUAACGAAGCAAAAGUGUAUGGAGUUAAAUUUCGAUGGUGGCAACCUUUUCACGACGGUCCGGGUCACGACCAGUGGGCUUUAGAUAACGUAGAAAUUAUUGCGUUGGCCCAGCAAGAUGGGAAACGUUAUCGUCUCGGCGGAAGAAGACACUUCAAGUGAUAAACAAUGAUUUAUUAUCAAGUCCUCG